GACUCCAGGAGAAAAGUUCUCAAUGAAGUGAGGGGAAUUUGAUUUAUGGCCCCAAGUCUCCCCUGCUCUGUCGGGAGCAGAGGCUAGCUUGCAGGCUUCCUGCUUUGAGUGCACACUGAUAGCAGCCUAGAGUCUGGGGAGGGACAGCCUUGAAAGCAGUGUUAAAGAGGCAGAAGGCCGCCUUUGUUUUCUGGGGUGUCUUUUUUUCCUCCAGGCUGAAUCUAUUUCCAUUCCCUUCCUAUUGUAUAAUUUUGAUUUUCUACCUUGCAAAGGAAACAACUCUCUCUCUCUCUUUUUCUCUCUCAAAGAGAUGAACAGAAGAUCUCUUAUUUUCCACCUCCUACUCCCUCCUCAAAAGAGAAGUUGGUGAAAGGAGGUCUCUGUUUUCCAAGUGUGUGCAGGGCUUAGCUCCUAGUAUGUGGCGUCAGAUAGAAUGGAGCCAUGGGAGCAUGGCCAGGGGUUGAAGCGGGUUCUUUUGCUGCCCUCCUGGCAACCACUAAGGGGCUUUCUGUGGCCAUCCUCACGUAUUCUUUAGUCCUUGGCCUCCCUGACAAUAGCAGGUUGAGUGAUCUGACUGCUGCACACCGCUCUGUUCCCUCUUAUCCUAUGUCUUUCUGCAGGUCAUCUCAGGGCUCUCCUUGCACAUCCCUGAACAUACCUGUUUACUUUUACUUCAGUAACCCAUGUGCCACCAGCGUCUUCACCUGUCUCAGAACUUGCUCCUCAUCAUUCUUCCUCUUAGACACACCUUGGCAUUGAUUUGUAACCUCAAUUUGUUAUUGCUUUUCUUUGCUCACAAUUACUUAACAGAAGUUGUUCAUUGUGGGCUCAGAAGGAGCCCACAGAUUUAAUCUUCUUGUUAAGAAUUUGACAUAGAGUAUGUCCUAUCUUAAGCUCACUUGUGAGCAAUUUGCACCUUGAUUGAUAUGUUACAGAUAUUCUGACACAUGCCAUUCUGGCCUCUGUUCUCACCCUUCAGAGUUCACUGUAACUGCCAUCCUGUGUCUCUGCCUUACUCCUGGGUAGAAUCCAUGUCUGCCUACAAACUGACUGUCUCCCAGAGGCAUCUAGUCAGGCACAAGACCCAACAUAUGGGAUAAAAUUGAUUAUAAAGCAGGCUGCUAAUGUAAAAACGUGCAAUUAGCAUCCAUUUAACAUUCAAUAAAUAUGAAAUAUACAUGGAAGCCUACAUCCUAAUUAGAAAGUGAUCACAGACCAUAUCAAUGAUUGUUAGCGUACACAAGAAGAUGACUAAUACUAUGGAGUAACAUCUUCAAGAAGUUACAUUAGGGUAAUGACUCUGUAAAGACCUCAUGAAGGCCUUGCAACUUUAAAUAGUUUUUAUGAAAGUUUUAAAUAGUUUUCAUUGUAAGAACACAUUUGAGUAGAAUCUUAAGAAUGCGAGGAAAUUAAAGGCUUUAAUGGUUUUUCCCACGGGCUUAAAAGGAGAACAGUGUGGAAGAUUAAGAUGGGAGUGUGCCUGGAGAGGAAUAAAAGCCAUCCAGGGGUCUUUAACCAGAAGAGAGAGGAGAGCCUCAGGAGUUAGGACCAGAAGAAGCCAGGGAAGCAGUGCAAUGGCUUCAAAAAUCUUGCUUAACGUACAAGAGGAGGUGACCUGUCCCAUCUGCCUGGAGCUGUUGACAGAACCCUUGAGUCUAGACUGUGGCCACAGCCUCUGCCGAGCCUGCAUCACUGUGAGCAACAAGGAGGCAGUGACCAGCGCGGGAGGAAAAAGCAGCUGUCCUGUGUGUGGUAUCAGUUACUCAUUUGAACAUCUACAGGCUAAUCAGCAUCUGGCCAACAUAGUGGAGAGACUCAAGGAGGUCAAGUUGAGCCCAGACAAUGGGAAGAAGAGAGAUCUCUGUGAUCAUCAUGGAGAGAAACUCCUACUCUUCUGUAAGGAGGAUAGGAAAGUCAUUUGCUGGCUUUGUGAGCGGUCUCAGGAGCACCGUGGUCACCACACAGUCCUCACGGAGGAAGUAUUCAAGGAAUGUCAGGAGAAACUCCAGGCAGCCCUCAAGAGGCUGAAGAAGGAAGAGGAGGAAGCUGAGAAGCUGGAAGCUGACAUCAGAGAAGAGAAAACUUCCUGGAAGUAUCAGGUACAAACUGAGAGACAAAGGAUACAAACAGAAUUUGAUCAGCUUAGAAGCAUCCUAAAUAAUGAGGAGCAGAGAGAGCUGCAAAGAUUGGAAGAAGAAGAAAAGAAGACGCUGGAUAAGUUUGCAGAGGCUGAGGAUGAGCUAGUUCAGCAGAAGCAGUUGGUGAGAGAGCUCAUCUCAGAUGUGGAGUGUCGGAGUCAGUGGUCAACAAUGGAGCUGCUGCAGGACAUGAGUGGAAUCAUGAAAUGGAGUGAGAUCUGGAGGCUGAAAAAGCCAAAAACGGUUUCCAAGAAACUGAAGACUGUAUUCCAUGCUCCAGAUCUGAGUAGGAUGCUGCAAAUGUUUAGAGAACUGACAGCUGUCCGGUGCUACUGGGUGGAUGUCACACUGAAUUCAGUCAACCUAAAUUUGAAUCUUGUCCUUUCAGAAGAUCAGAGACAAGUGAUAUCUGUGCCAAUUUGGCCUUUUCAGUGUUAUAAUUAUGGUGUCUUGGGAUCCCAAUAUUUCUCCUCUGGGAAACAUUACUGGGAAGUGGACGUGUCCAAGAAAACUGCCUGGAUCCUGGGGGUAUACUGUAGAACAUAUUCCCGCCAUAUGAAGUAUGUUGUCCGAAGAUGUGCAAAUCGUCAAAAUCUUUACUCCAAAUACAGACCUCUAUUUGGCUACUGGGUUAUAGGGUUACAGAAUAAAUGUAAGUAUGGUGUCUUUGAGGAGUCUUUGUCCUCUGAUCCCGAGGUUUUGACUCUCUCCAUGGCUGUGCCUCCCUGCCGUGUUGGGGUUUUCCUCGACUAUGAAGCAGGCAUUGUCUCAUUUUUCAAUGUCACAAGCCAUGGCUCCCUCAUUUACAAGUUCUCUAAAUGUUGCUUUUCUCAGCCUGUUUAUCCAUAUUUCAAUCCUUGGAACUGUCCAGCUCCCAUGACUCUAUGCCCACCAAGCUCUUGAAUUUUCUCAUUUCUUCACCUACAACCCUUUGUCUUGACUUAUCUCCUGCAGCUGACUCAUCUGCAACAUUCAGACCAUUGCUUCCUUGUGGUUUCCCUUCUUUAGAACUUUUACUCAUCCUUGAGAUGUACGGUGUAUUUGGCUUGAGUUAUGAGAGAUGCUUAUUUAUUCAUUUACUCUUCUUCAUAUUUUCAGAGAAAGUUACCUAAUCCCUGCUAAAGACACAGCAGUAUGGGUAUAACAUCCUUGCCUUCCCAUUUACCCAUGUUUCACUUUAUCACUGACAUGAAGAGGCCGAAAGCCUGCUAGCCACCAUCCAUGCUACCUAGGUAGUCCAUAGGAACCACCCCCAUGACCACCACGAACAUCAACUAAAGGUUCUUGGAGGGUAUGUCAGUGUGUUGCUCAGGAUACCCCAGGUACAUCAAGGAAUCAAGGAGAGGAAAAUAUGAGCAAUAUGUGUAUUCAGAGUGAAGAUUUUAUGUCCAGAGUAUUUGAGCUCAAACCUUGUCUCUUGUUUUCUAAUCAUGAUGAAUACUUUCUCAGUUUCUUUUUCCUGAAAUAUAAAUUGGGAUUUAAGACUGUACCUAACUAUUAAGAUCACUGUGUAAAACUAAGUGUCUCUAAAUGUAAUGCAUCGAUUUAGUGUCUGGAACAUAAUAAAUAUUUGCUCUCAUGAUUGCUAAAAA
This is a messenger RNA of Gorilla gorilla gorilla (western lowland gorilla), 3730 nucleotides long. RefSeq names its product tripartite motif containing 34 (gene TRIM34). Gene Ontology annotation, molecular function: zinc ion binding; protein binding. The transcript has 8 exons. The coding region runs from base 1422 to 3041 and encodes 539 amino acids. The record is from RefSeq and is a predicted model, not a curated record. NCBI's taxonomy places the organism in Eukaryota, Metazoa, Chordata, Mammalia, Primates, Hominidae.